This is a messenger RNA of Botrytis byssoidea, 900 nucleotides long. RefSeq lists its product as uncharacterized. The transcript has 2 exons. NCBI's taxonomy places the organism in Eukaryota, Fungi, Ascomycota, Leotiomycetes, Helotiales, Sclerotiniaceae. Bases 1 to 900 code for a protein of 299 amino acids. The record is from RefSeq and is a predicted model, not a curated record.
AUGUCUACCAACCUCAAGAUUCGUGCCAGUGACCUUCCAGGUGGUAGAGCGUCCUCGAUGGACUUUCUUAAUUCUUCAUUUUUUCAAAAUGAACGUGGCCAGUGUUUGCCCGCACCAGCAGAAGUUUUCGCAUUAUCUGGCGACGGGCCGAGGGAAUCCCGACCUCCUCCUGUCAUUUUCGAACACUUGAAUCUUCUUGUUAAAUUUGGUCGUUAUGUUAAGAUUGCUGAAGCACAGUGUCUUUGGAUCAUCAAAAAGGAUCUUGGGGGUGAAGUUCCUGUCCCAGAAAUCUAUGGAUGGAGAACUGAUGGGGAUUAUGUGUUUAUAUACAUGGAGUUGAUACGAGGAGUCACAUUGAAACACCAGUGGGAUUCCAUGAAUGACUCUGACAAAACUAGUGUUUGCGAACAGCUAAAGAAGAUAGUAUCAUCGCUGCGGAGCGUGGAGCAAGAUCCUCAGGAUCCUUUCAUCGGCUCUCUCAGUCGGGGUCAUCUUUCAGAUAUCAUACUUGAGAACCAACCUCCUGGCGGCCCAUUUGCAAUUAUUGAACAAUUUAACGACUACUUUUCUUCACUACCCUGGCUUCCUUUUACGCUCCCGGAGAACUUCAAGGACCCUUGGAGAGAGCAUCUACCAGAUGACGGGUCGAUUAAACUAACGCAUGGGGACUUGAGUCGAGGCAAUAUCAUCAUUUCCCCUGCAACGCCGCCUCGUGUGCUUGCAAUCAUCGACUGGGCUCAUUGUGGAUGGUUUCCUGACUAUUGGGAGUACUGCAAGGCAGCUCAUAUGUGUUCGUAUGAAGGAGAGUGGCUGAAUGAAUGGAUCCCGACCUUCCUGACUCCAUGGGUUGAGGUGUACAGGCUUUUUAAUGAAUAUGCAUAUGUGAUGGGAGCUUUCUGA